ACUUGAAGUUUACGUCACAGUCAGUCACUGUGUCGGCCAACAUGGAAGGAAGUAAAGCUGCAGCUUCCACAACAACCGAGCUGUUAAAAGAAGAAUGUUAUGCUGACUUUUGUAAAGAAGAUUUUGAUGUCAAAAAUUAUACUGCCCAAGCUAUUCAUUGUGCAGUCAUUGCAGAGCACCUAGCAAAAUUAUCACAAGGAAUCAGCCAGUUGGAUAAGGAACUGCAUAUACAGGUGGUUGCAAGACAUGAAGACCUCCUUGCCCAAGCCACAGGGAUUGAAUCACUUGAAGGAGUGCUUCAGAUGAUGCAAACACGAAUAUCUGCUCUGCAAGGAGCUGUUGACAGAAUAAGGGCCAAGAUUGUUGAUCCUUACAAUAAAAUUGUUGCUCGGACUUCCCAGCUAGCAAGGCUACAGGUGGCUUGUGAUAUGCUGAGAAGAAUAAUCCGUAUAUUGUACCUCAGCAAGAGGCUUCAGGGACAAUUACAAGGAGGCAGCCGAGAAAUCACUAAAGCCGCACAGAGUCUUAAUGAACUUGAUUAUCUAUCCCAAGGAGUGGACUUAUCUGCAAUAGAAGUAAUUGAAAAUGAUCUUCUGUUCAUUGCACGAGCUCGAUUAGAGGUUGAAAACCAAGCCAAGCGCUUGCUAGAGCAAGGAAUGGAGACACAGAAUCCUACACAAGUUGGGACAGCACUGCAAGUUUUCUACAAUCUUGGAACACUAAAGGCCACUGUGAGCAAUGUGGUUGAUGGGUAUUGCUCUGUUUUGGAAGAAAAUGUGACUAAUGCUCUGGAUAUCAAACUUUUAACUCAACCCAUUCAAGGAAGCACAAGAGGGGGUCCUGGAAGAGCGGUUAUGCCAACUCCAGGAAACACUGCUGCAUUCAGGGCUGCACUGUGGACAAAUCUAGAGAAACUAAUGGACCAGAUAUGUGCAUCCUGUGGUCAAGUGCAGCAUUUGCAGAAAGUACUUAAUAAAAAGAGAGAUCCUGUUUCUCAUGUGUGUUUUGUUGAAGAGAUUGCUAAGGAUGGCCAUGCUGACAUCUUAUACACUUUCUGGAAUGCUAUAACUCACAUUUUAUCUGUUGAAUUUCAGAAGGCUGCAAAUGCGUCCUCAUUUUUGAAGCAAGCUCUAGAAGGAGAAUACCCCAAGCUUCUAAGAUUGUACAAUGAUCUGUGGAAGCGUGUCCAGCAGUACAGCCAAAGCAUUCAAGGCACAGUAAAUGCCAGUGGAAAUUCUGACUUACCACCUGAACUGCCUUCUGGUGAAAUGGAGACACCUGAUAUAUUUAUGCAAAAGAAACAAGACUAUGAUCCAGAAAAGGCAUUGAAAGGCUCUCUGCAACCUUAUGAAGCAGCCUACCUGUCGAAGUCUUUGUCCCGUCUGUUUGAUCCUAUCAACCUUGUUUUCCCUUCUGGUGGUCGUAAUCCUCCAUCUAGUGAUGAGAUUGAGAGCAUCAUUAAAACCAUAGCCAGUGAACUGAAUGUGGCCUCUGUGGACCCAAAUUUGAGUUAUGCUGUUGCAAAAAAUGUAGCAAAAACCAUCCAGCUGUUUUGCGUCAAAUCAGAGCAACUUCUGUCAACCCAGGGGGAUGCCAGCCAGGUGAUUGGACCACUUACAGAGGGACAGAGAAGGAAUGUGGCUGUUGUCAACUCUCUACACAGGCUCUAUCAGUCAGUGGGGAAGGUGGUAUUGUCUCUGAGUUCCUUUUCGCCAGCUGCUGAACAUGCAAUUACUGCUGCUUCAGAGAUGAUCCUUUCCCUUAUGAGUAAUGCAGUACAGCCACUACUAAAUUCUGUCAGUGAUUCUGUUGAAGCCAUUAUCAUCACCAUGCAUCAGGAGGACUUCUCAGGGUCACUGUCAAGUUCAAGUAGUCCAGAUGUACCCUGCUCACUAUACAUGAAGGAGCUUCAAGGAUUUAUUGCUAGAGUGAUGACUGACUAUUUCAGACAUUUUGAAUGUGCUGAUUUCAUAUAUGAUAACACAGAGGCUAUAGCCCAGAGAGCCAUUGAACUGUUUAUAAGAAAUGCCUGUCUUCUACGACCCCUUGGUGAAGGAGGAAAAAUGAGACUUGCUGCUGAUUUUGCUCAGAUGGAGCUGGCAGUGGCCCCUCUGUGCAGAAGAGUGUCUGAUCUGGGAAGACCUUAUAGACUGCUGCGAUCCUUCAGACCAAUGCUUUUCCAGACUAGUGAGCACAUAGCUGGGAGCCAGACAAUUGGGGAUAUUAUUCCAUACAGUACCAUCUUGCACUUCCUUUUCACUCGGGCUCCAAUGGAAUUGAAAUCUCCACAUCAGAGAGCAGAAUGGUCCAUUGCCCGCUACUCCCAAUGGCUUGAUGAUCAUCCUUCUGAGAAAGAUCGACUGCUUCUUAUAAGGGGGGCACUGGAGGCCUACGUUCAGUCCGUGCGUGCCAGAGAAGGGAAGGAGUUUGCGCCAGUCUACCCCAUAAUGAUUCAGAUCCUGCAGAAGGCCACCUCUGUCGUUCAUUGAGACCGAAGGAGUCGACAAGUGACGUCCGGCUGGACAUGAGGCGGCCGUCGUCCCGAGCAGUGACUUCUACCUUUCAUCUUCUAUUUCUAAAGUGAAUAUUUUUAAAGAAAUGAAUAAAGUGCAAAUCCUGA
Molecule: messenger RNA, 2620 nt
Organism: Polypterus senegalus (gray bichir)
Lineage: Eukaryota; Metazoa; Chordata; Cladistia; Polypteriformes; Polypteridae
Gene: cog5
Product: component of oligomeric golgi complex 5
Exons: 22
Coding region: 42-2489 (815 amino acids)
Biological process (GO): intra-Golgi vesicle-mediated transport
Cellular component (GO): COG complex
Source: RefSeq, a predicted model, not a curated record